GCGCCGGGCCAGAGAUUAGAUGAUUGGGGGACAGAAACGCCAAGGCGAGAGAUGCACCGCAUUCCAGCAGUUUCCCAUGCCGCUUUGUGUUAUAUUGGCGUCAAGGUGAACUUUUAGCCACAGACCAGGGAGAAUUCCAGUUCUCAGCUAGGCUCUUAAGUUGCUAUCAGUCACUACAUCGAAAUCGUUGUCACCUUCUGUAAAACAAUUGCAAUCUUGAUCUUAUUACUGCACCGAAAGUGCCGAUCCAGUGUGAGAUGAAGCUACUUGGAUAUCCAUAGAGUGACAAUACAUUUGAAGGACGCUGCAGUAUGGACCGUGAUGUAGUACGUAAGGUUAAAAAACGUAAAUAUGGUGACAAUACAGGAAGAGAACUUUCUUCUCAUUUCCCAGAAGAUAAUCUAGAGACUUCUAUUGCGGACGAUCACCAAGUGAUGCAAAGUCCCAAAUUACAUGGACACAGGAAACAGAAAAAGAAAAGAUGCACCGAAUCAUUAGGUAAACAUGAAAAUUUAGAGCCUGUUAAAGUGGACUCUGAAAGAGACUUAAAUCUCUUUGUCAGUGAAGAUGCAAGACCAAAGAAGAAAAAGAAACGUGAAAGGGAAAAUAGUUUUAGAUCAGAAGGACAGUGUGAUGGUUCAGAUGUGCAAAUUCUCAGUUUAUCAAACAAUGCUGAAAAGAAGAAGAAAAAGAAAAACAAAUGCACUUCAUUGGGAAGGUUUGGCAGUUCAGUUAUGGCAGACUCUGACUUGGUUUUGAAUAAUCUACUUGUUGGUGAUGACGAAAAGGAACAGAGGGAAGAGAAAAAUCAUUCCAGAUCAGGAGCUGCAUGUGAACGUGUACAAAUGGAAGAUCACAAGUCAUUUUGUGAGCAAAGAAAGAAAAAACAUCAUUGCAAGUCAGUGGGAGGUGACUAUGCUUCACAGGAAUGUGCAGUCGAGAUUCAGGAAGAGAAGCAACACUCCAAGUUGAUGGGCAAUCAAGUCAAACGAAAGAACAAAAAUCGCCAUUCUUGCUUGGUAGAAGCGGGAGAUACAUUUAAGUUUAAGAUAGAGGCUACCAAAGAAAAGGAUUAUAGUAUUUUAUUGAAAGGUGACAAUACUUCAGAGACUCCUGCAAAAGAAUCAAUACAACAAUCAAUGUGUAAUCCCAAGUCUGUGGAUGGCAAAGCUGGGAAAAAGAAGAAAAGGAAGCGUUGUUCUGAUUUGGCAGAAGGUGGUGAAGUGUCUGAGUGUACUCGAGUAAGGAAUAUACAACAGGUACAGAAUUCAAUAAGGAACGCUGGUGGUCAAAAGGAAAAAGAAUGCUAUGAUCCAUUGACAGUAGGUGGUAUUGAAAACAUUACAGGGAAUCCUGACAAAGAGAGGGAAAUUUUAGAAUCUGCAGAUGUUGAUAUGAGCACAUCAUCCAAAAAGUGCAAGAAAAAGAAGAAAAUGCAGUUUAACACUUCCCUCAAUGAUACUGAAGUUUUACAAAAGUGUGUGAAGAAAUGUAAAGAAAGCAACCUGUUUCCGUUUGAAACUGCUGUGGAAAAGAAUUACUCUGCAAACUUCAAUAACCGUGGUAAAUCGUUAAAGAAACGAAAAGUAAAAUGCAAUGCAAGUGGGACAGCCACAGACAACUCCACAAUCAUACAAAGUACUGAGACUGUAGGGAUUGUUGCGGAACAAGCUGAACAAGAACUCCAUAAUUCCAGUACAAUUUGCCAAGGGACUGUCAAAAACUCCAGAAAGUUAAAGCGAAAGAAAAGCAGUUUAUCUAAAUGCAAAGCUAGCAAAAGAAGCGCAAGGCAGGAUGGGCCCUUGCACUGCUCUGCAUUGAGCAAUGAGGACACAUUACAGAUGGUCAUUACACCCAAGACCAUUGCAAAAUCAAACAAGAAAACAAAGAAGAAACUGAAAAAGAAAAGCCAGGAGCAACAGCAUGUGAUUGUGUCUGACAAUAAUCUUAAUAACACAUCUGUUGAGCAGUCCCAAGAAGAAGGCAAAACUCUUGAUGAAAAUGCAGCCAAGCAAAGGUCUAAAUCCCGUCUGUCGGAGCUCCUCAAAGAUUUUGUUCCAAGUGCAGAAACGCUAGCAACUGGGACACUACAUAGCAUGUAUAAAUAUGAUCUUCCACGUUUUGAAAAAUUUAAAGAAGAAGGAAUUCCAAUCCGACAAGGCAGAUUUACAAAGGAAGAAAAUGAGCAGUUGAAGAAAAACAUUAAAGAAUUAAUGGAGCUAACUGGAAUUCAAUCUGAAUGGGAGUUUUUCCAUGUUUCCGACUCCUUUGAUGAAAUGAUGAGAAUAAAACAGCUCAAGCAGAGUAAUUUAUUCUGUACUAAAUUAGCUGAAGGCAUUCCAAGACCAUGGAAGUGUGUUUAUCAGCGAGCCAAGAAGAUGUUUGAUCCUAAUCGAUGCAAAGGCAGGUACACAGAAGAAGAAUUGAAGAAACUGAACCACUUGCUCCAAAUUCAUGGGAAUCAGUGGAUCAAAAUUGGUAAACUCAUGGAUCGAAGUGAUACCUCUGUUUUAAAUCGGGCAAGAUUAUUAAAGAAAUCCUUGAAAACUGGACCCUGGAGUAAAAAGGAGGUGAGGACACUAAUGAAGAUAAUGGAGAAAAUAAUUAAAGAAAGAAUGGCAGAAUUACCCAAUAAUCUAACAAUCUCGGAUUCGGAUUCAAAAGUGCCCAAUUCAAUCUUACGUGAAAAAUUAUACAAGAAACUUCCUUGGUCUGCAAUUGCAGAGCAAAUGGAACAUCGGAACUGGUUGCAGUGCAGGCAGAAGUGGUUGAGUAUCUUGACUGCAAAAAUGUCUGACAGGACGAUGCCCUUGAAAACCAACUGUAACCAGAAAAAUAUCAAUCUCAUCAAAAGAUUGUACCUGUCAGGUGUUGAUGACAUUGGUGAGGUGGAUUGGGAGGAACUUUGCAGCGCUGUUGGAGAUGUUCCACCUAUAGCCAUUCAAAGGAUGUUCUAUAGAUUAAAAUCCCGUUAUGUACCUGACUGGUCCAAGAAGUCCUUUGGAGCUAUUGUAGAAUUCUUACAUGACUUCGUAAUUCCAAAACUGGAGACGAUGCUUUGUACAAAAACCCAAGUGGAAGAUAUCCAUCAGCCACAACAACACGUGUUCCAAUUGAGUGAUAUAUUUAAUGAAAUUGAUAAUAGUGACUUUGAGGAUGAAGAUGAUGAAGAUGAGACAAUACAUUCAUAGGAGGAACAAUCAGUGCAAACUCCAGCUAGAGAAACUAAAUGAAAACAAUAUCCUGCAUGACAAGAAUUUCUCCAUUGUCUGUGCUGAUUGGAACUGAUGCUGUCCUGCAUGAAGUACUGAGGAAGCAAUAGGACUGGAAGUCAUCUGUUGAACUGUUUUACCACACUGUUUAUACAUUGAUGUUAUGUGAACUUCCAUACUCCUGUAGUUUUUAAACAUUCUCCAGUUUUAUUAUUCAACUAUUUACUGAAGGUAAAUAUUUGAUAGAUGAUAUAUCAUAAUGAAAAAGAUAAAUGAUUGUUAUUGUAAAAUUAAAUAUUCCAGGAAAUGUGUGUAAAAAUAUAUAUAUAUAAAUCCUCAACCCCUACUUUUAUGAAGAUGAAUAAUUCAAUCUUGAAAUAGGAACAUCACACAGGUAAUUGAAUGAAUAUCCAAAGAAUCUCAGACAAGUCUUUGUAAAUAUUUCCAAUUAUUAAAUUUUAUACAUUUUUAUCCAA
This is a messenger RNA of Hypanus sabinus (Atlantic stingray), 3688 nucleotides long. RefSeq names its product transcription termination factor 1-like. The transcript is spliced from 10 exons. NCBI's taxonomy places the organism in Eukaryota, Metazoa, Chordata, Chondrichthyes, Myliobatiformes, Dasyatidae. Bases 312 to 3191 code for a protein of 959 amino acids. The record is from RefSeq and is a predicted model, not a curated record.